UAUCAACUGCCUCCAGCCACCAUUCAUCCAAAUCUGAAGACACCACCGACCACAUCCAACCCAAACCAAAAGAACUAACAAUUGACCAUUUAUACUAUUUGACCAUCCCCAAAAGCCAUUCCUACCAUGACAUCCUCCAGCCCCGAUACAUCGUCUGUUUUGGAAGGACUCCAACGUCUGAGUAUUUCCUGUCAAGAGUUGGACGAUCGUUCGUCGGCCCCCUUGGGCCAUUUUCAAGACAUUCCCCGCGACAUUCAGCAAUCUUACGAGUGUAUCCUCCAAGGAGCCAAUUUGGUGCACGCCACAUCCACCAAAUUCACCUUGGUGGGGAAAAUGUCGCAAGAAGGAGACGAAGCCAACAAAAUUGCCCAGGACUUGUUACGAGGCUGUCAAUUGAUUGCCACGGGAGCUUUGGUGGUUGGCAACAAUGCCUAUGGCUGUUCCAGAUCGACACGACAGUACACCAAACGAGCCGCACGGUCCGUCGUGGCCAGUGUCAUUCAAUUGGUGGAAAUGCUACUCCAUCAUCCCGACGCCAAAGUGUUGGAAAAAGACAAUACUCUUGCCGCACAAAAAUGUGGGGCUGUUUGGCAAACCUGUGACCAAUGGAUCCAGAAAAAGGUUCCACAGGGAAAUCGAAAUGCCAUGCGAAGAGAUUUGUUUACAUGGAUGAUGGAAUGCAAUGAAACCAUGCAGGAAUUUCAACAAAUGAUUGAUAGAGGGGCAGCAGCUUCCACCACUGCAGAAGAAAAUAAUAAUGAUAAUGACAAUCCACAAACAGAAAAACAUGAUGACAAGGAAACAACCUUUGAAGAAUUCCUCUGCCAAAUGGCGGCUGGAAAUCAGGAGGAACAAUACACAGCAAAGGAGUUAGAAAUGGCCAAACCAGCUGUAGCAUUGAUCAAGUGUUCUCGAGGGUCCAUUAAUGUCGUCCUCAAGGCAUGUGAAUCGGCGGCCAAACAAUUAACAGUGCCUGCAAAAAGCAAGACUGUUUUGGAAUUCUUGCAAAAGGCACACGAUUUGGCACGGGUGGUAGGAGAAGGCAUGACAGAUCUGGGCACCUUGCUGUAUCCCACAAUAUCCCUGGAGGAUAUCGAACGCCAAGGUGCCAAGCAAACGCAAUCCAUGGCAGCAGUGCUAGACUAUGUUUUGGACUCUGCCGCGGCAAUGGAAUUGGAUGAGGAAACACUCGAGUUGGCCAACAAGAUUCGACCCAAUCUGGAUAAACGACAUGGGGAACUCCAAACGGCCAUCAAGGAGGCAAGGAAAUAAUGAGACUAUAUUAUAGUUUCUAAUUCAAGCGUACCGAUAUCAAGCAAUUGAUUGAGGAGUGGGUAUUUGUAGCCGUGCCUUGUCAGUAGCCCGUGAAUCCAUGACCCUUUGUCUUUUGCUCUGAUACAUCUUCUGUGCACCACUCCGUACAAACCACUAACUCAUCUACCGCAAGUCUAACAACCCAAGUGAUCCAGUUAUCUCCAAUUGAAGAAAUCUAGUGGGUAUGCUUGGGUCUAUAGUCUUUACAUUCUAUUUUGCGCAGAAGCUAUUACGGCAGACCCUACCAAGGGAUUGCUUUGCCAUGACGAAAGAAUCCACCCGUGGGACCAUUCUUGUCGAGUGUACAGGCCCACACUACCGAGGCGGCACCCUCUGGAAUGGGUCCACCUCCCGCUCCUCCCAUGUCGGUGGCAAUCCAACCCGGACAAACGGCAUUGACCCGCAUUGUUGAAGAAAGUUCCCGUGCCAACUUGAGUGUCAAGGCAUUCAAGGCUGCCUUGGAGACACCGUAGGCGGGUGUCCCUCCACUCAUGCCCGAAAGAGAUCCGGCACCGGAACUGACAUUGACAAUGCGUGGAUUGUUGGAUUUGUGGAGGAGUGGCAACAUGGCAGUGGUACAUCUCCAAGGACCGUACAGGUUGGUUUCCAUGGUGUUUUGGACAUCUUGUAGAUCCACCGAAAUGGCACGUUCGUGAUCGUCAUAGUUGAUGCCUUUUAGAUGUAACAGAAAAGAAGGGAAUAUAUCUAUAAAAUGAGAGGGCUCCAGCACAUAUCAUAAUGCAAGGCUCGACUUAAAUAAAUUUGGAACAACCCUCUGUACCUACCUGCGUUGUUGACUAGAACAUCCAACUUUUGAUACUUGGAUUGGAUCUUUUUGGCUGCUUGAUCUACCGACGCCUGAUCGGUGACAUCAAUUUGAAUGGGUGUAAUGGCCGAGUGUCCAAGUUCCUGGACGGCCUGUUGCCCCUUUUCCAAGGAUCGAGACCCCAACAAGACUUGAUAGCCCUUGUCGGCUAGUUGUUUGCAGACCUGUUGAGAAAAAGGUUGAGAUGAUGAGGAUAAGCAUUACAGUUUGGUCGAACCAUUGCAAUUGUCGUUUCGUAUGUACCUCCUUUCCAAUUCCCCGAUUGGCACCUAUUGCGUUCAUGGCGGAAGCAGUAUUGGAGCAGCAUGUGAGAGAAAAGAAUGAUAAUGAAUGCCAUGCCACUUCGUUCGUACCGGUAACAUACCUGUGACAAGGGCAACAUUCAUGGCGGCGACUUGGUUUUGACUGAUAAAUAAUAUAGCGGACAAGGAAGGAGGGAGAAGCAAGAAAAGCUACCGAAAAAUGAGGAUCCGUGGCUCAAAAGAAAGAUGACACCCAUUCAUGACUGAAAGAUCCAAAAGCUUCCACAGCCAUCAAAAUAAUCGAAAA
Molecule: messenger RNA, 2689 nt
Organism: Seminavis robusta
Lineage: Eukaryota; Bacillariophyta; Bacillariophyceae; Naviculales; Naviculaceae
Source: the annotation of a GenBank genome assembly